This is a messenger RNA of Vitis riparia (riverbank grape), 4013 nucleotides long. RefSeq lists its product as uncharacterized. Bases 105 to 3074 code for a protein of 989 amino acids. Gene Ontology annotation, molecular function: RNA nuclease activity. Gene Ontology annotation, cellular component: peroxisome. Gene Ontology annotation, biological process: regulation of gene expression. The transcript has 3 exons. The record is from RefSeq and is a predicted model, not a curated record. Lineage: Eukaryota; Viridiplantae; Streptophyta; Magnoliopsida; Vitales; Vitaceae.
CCUCCCUCAAAGCCUCUUCUCCGUUUCUGCAACUCUAGCACGGAUGAAAUUUCAUUUCACUGCCAAAACCCUAAUUGUUAAAUCCUAAAUUCUCAUCAUCCGCUAUGAAACUUCUCUCUGCAAGACCCAUUUUCCUCUUUGCUUCUUAUUCUUCUUCUCCACCGCCAUACCUUUUCUUCAUUUCUCAUUUCACAACUUCUACAACUCCAUUGUCUUCUUCUUACAGGCGCCACGACGAUGAGUCUCGAACUGUAAAAGUCUCGGUGUGGUGGGACUUCGAGAAUUGUAAUAUCCCGGCGGGUGUCAACGUCUUCAAAAUUGCGCAUAGCAUUACUGCUGCAGUUAGGGCUAAUGGAAUCAAGGGUCCCCUUCAGAUUACAGCGUUUGGUGAUGUUUCGCAGCUCGCGAGAUCCAAUCAGGAGGCUUUGUCUUCUACGGGAAUCAAUCUCGCUCACAUUCCUAACGGUGGAAAGAACAGUGCUGAUAGGUCUCUUCUUCUAGAUCUUAUGUAUUGGGUCUCUCAAAAUCCUCCACCUGCACACCUUUUUUUAAUUUCGGGUGAUAGGGAUUUUGCUAGCAUUUUACACCGGUUAAGAAUGAGCAACUACAAUGUCUUGCUCGCAAGUCCAGGAACUGCUUCUGGAGUUCUCUGCAGUGCUGCAAGUAUCAUGUGGAAUUGGAAUGCUUUGGUUAGAGGGGAAAACCUUACUGGGAAACAUUUUAACCAACCCCCAGAUGGUCCCUAUGGUUCUUGGUAUGGUCAUUUUAAGGUGCCUCUUGAAGACCCAUUCUCAGUUGUUGAGCAACCAUCAUCUCCACAGGCUGAGGAGUUGUCUGAGCCUGGUUUAGAUUCUAAGCUUCGUCCAAUUCCAAGGAUUGUGAUGAGGCAGAUUCGUCAUAUAUUAAACUCGUACCCCAAAGGGGUUUCCAUCACAGAACUCCGUUCAGAGUUGGGAAAAAGUAAUGUGAAAAUUGACAAAGAUUUCUAUGGAUAUAGAAAGUUUUCCAACUUUCUUUUGUCCAUGCCGCACAUUUUAAAGCUUCAAAGUAGAGGUGAUGGCCAGUAUUGUGUUCAAAGAAUCGUAUCAAAAGCUCCUGAACCUGUUGAGUCCAUUGCACCUAUAUCAGUGGGGCCUGUUUCUAAUAGUGAAAACAGGGAGCUCAGUUUAAAUCCAAAGCUACACAACACAGAAAUUUCUGCUAGUGGAGCUGUGAAUGGGAAGUCAUCACUGCCUCUAUCCCCAGAACUAAAGGUCAAAGAGCCUCCAACAAAAGUGGAGGAGCCUCCAAUAAAAGAGGAAGAGCCCCCUCCACUUGGCCAGAAGGUUGCUGAAACAACUAAUGCACAUGCAGCAGAGGAGCAUUUGUCUCCUGUCGAGGGGCCAGAAUCUUCGUCUGAAGCAGGCUUCUUUAAAAAAAUAUGGAGAAAAUGGUUUAGCAGUAAGGACGGUGGUUUUGAGAAGGAAAGUAAUAGAAUCCCUGAAAAAUGUGGUACUUGUGAUGAUAGCUCUGAGAAGAUCAAAUCUGAGGAAAAAUGCAUGGAUUCCAAAAGCCAGCAAGCUGAUCCAAUAGAAAUGGUGUCAAUUUCUUCAUCCAAUGAUGGGUCAUUUCUGGACAAGAAAUCCACCAGGAGUUCUGAAACAUAUGAUGAUAAAUCUAUUGCAAGCUCUAACUUCUUCAACAAGGUUACAAAUUGGUGUAAGUUUUGGAGAGCUAGCCCACAGUCUGACGUAUUGAGUGAUCAAUCCUGGGAAAGAUUGAACCAGAUUAACAGUCAUUCUGAAAAGCAUGAUUGUUUCUCAGAGGAUUCUCUUUGGGGUGACAUCGAAUCAUUUAUGGCCACACCAAAAGGAUCAGUUCUUGUCUCCCAGUCAAGGACCAGGGAACAAAUGGCACAAAAUCUGCGCAAGGAAGGGCCUCUGGUUCUUGGAUCUCUCACGGAAACUGAUCUGCUUCACUUGGUGGAUUUAUUAAUUUCAGAUAAAAAAUGGGUUGAAGAAAACCCCACUCAAACUUCACCUUUCAAAGUCAUUCGGCUUGUUGGAAAGAAAUCUACUUCAAGCCAACCUCAUGUUUCAAAUGGGUUGAGCUCAAUCUUUUUAGGCACGCAAUCACAGUCAAACUUGCAGAGGCAACUGGAACAUGGAGAGAAGAGAGAUCAAAAUUUACCUCAUACUGGAGUGUCUCAACCUGUCAUUGACAAGAAAAUGCUGAACAGAUCUAGAAGUGAGAUAUUGGCCCAUUGUCAAAAGCUUGUGGAUGAGAUUUUGAAGGAAUACCCAGAAGGGUUCAAUAUGGGUGCCUUCAGAAAAUUGUUCCUAGAGAGGUAUGGCUAUUCACUUGAUGUACAGAAGCUUGGUUACCAAAGAUUGGCAUCACUUCUGCAGAUAAUGCCUGGGGUGAAAAUAGAAUCUACCUAUAUUGUUCCUUCCUGGACAGCUUCUAAAGGUUCCCUUUUGGAAAGUUCUGAUACUAAUGGUCAGGAGAACAAUGGCAGUGGAAAGGUAGGUAAUUCAGAUAGUGAAUUGUCUGAUGCAUCCAGGAAGGAAGAUGAUCUUGACUCUCCAUGGGAAGAACUUGGGCCUGUUGCUGACACAAAUUCUAACAGAAAUGAAAUGGAAUCAGAGUUAAGAAGGCAGAAAAAAGAAGAGACAGUGAGACAGGUACAUCUUGACUAUGAACCUUCCCCAUCAGAUGAUGAUUUUUCAGAUUCAGAAGGGGAGACCUCGCUCUCAACUGGAACUGACAGGCAAGAGAGGCCUAAAAUAAGGAAGGAAGACAGCUCAUUAUUACGGAUUCUUGAUUCAUGGUACAGCAGUAAAGAAGAUAACAAGAGAAGGGAUGGGGUAGAAAAUGCUGAUGGCAUGAUUGAUUGUUCCAGAAAUGAUUUGAAGUCAUCUGGUUCAUCUGGAUUUUUCUCUGAGGAUGACACUUCUCCAAUAAACUGCAGAAAGAAGCAAAGACCUGUUAGGAGCUAUUCUUUUGUUUCAGACCAUGGAGAUGAUAAGGACAAAUUGAUUGAUGGUAUAUUAGGGAGCUUGAAAAAAUCAGGUGAGUCAAGGAUGCAUAGCUGAAAGUUCUUGAUGAGAGAAAGCGAGAGAAGGAUGCAUCCUGUCUCUCAGUGUGGAACUUCAUAAUGCAAAGGAAUUUGGGCUUUUCAUAACAUAUCCCUGAUCAUAUACAUCACAAAAUUUUUUUGGAAUUAGUAGGUCACAGGAGUUGUUGAUUCUUCCGAGGUUAGGAUCAUGAAGCAGAUAUUAGUGCUAUUUACAAGUUGAAUUUAGUUCCUGGUCAUCAAUUUGAUACAGUUGGAAAUGAUGGAGAUCUCGUUUCCUCGAAUGGCCAGCUCUAGUUGAUCCACAUUAUAUAAUUGCUGAAAGUUUUGAACACUACAAGUGAUUAUUGAACAGGAAAGAGAGUUUGUUAGGCAGUACCCCAGCGGCUAUGAAGUUUAUGGUUCUUUUUAUGGCAUCCAAACAGGUAUCACAGUUUGAAAGAUAUAAUCUUGUUCCAAUAUUCGUUUGCCCUUAAUCUUCAUUAGUUAUUUCUUGCUUAUUGUGGUUGGCCAUUAUCAUGUUCCUUGCUUUGCAUCGGAAACUCCUGUUGCAUUAUGGCAUGAGAAUUGGUUUUUGGGUGUAUUCUGUUGAAAUUUUCGACUGAGUCGAUUCAGGAAGCAUCAUUCCAGCUUUGGAUGAAUUGUUAGGGAGCGUAUUUGUUUAGCUUGCCAUACCUUACAUAGCAUUUGAAGGUAAAAGCACUAGUAGCAAAUGGCUGAUUAUGUAUUAGUCAUCCUUUAAGAAUUAGAAGCAGCCAUUCUAAAUAUUAGAUAUCAUUUCAGGUGAUGGCUCUAUUUUAUCAGUCAUUGAUGUUCUGUAAUAAUUCCAUUAUUGUGGGUGGAUUCAUGCCUUCUUUCUCAACCUGUACUCAAAAAGCUUUAACCCCAACCACUUGGUUUGUUUGUAUGGGUUCUCUUCAUGAUGAACAUGGUCAUGGUUUUCCAUCCUACCCCAAAA